CAGGUUUUAAUAAUCUGAAAAUGUCGGCUGUAUUUGAUGAAAGAGAAGAAUACUUGAAGAGCCCCUAUUUUAAGAAACAUAUUUUUAGUGACUAUAGUCCAUUUUAUAUUACAGUAACAAUCUGUGCUAUCCUUGGAUUAUCGUUAUUCAUCUUGAAUUUUGUUCUUGGAUGCUGCUCCAAAUACUCAAACUAUUGGAACGAUAGACAUACAGGCAACCGUUGGUUAAUAUCGUUGUGGACUGCAACUCCUCAUCAGCAACCUCCCCUGGAUUACACAGAGCUAAAAAUUAUAUCAGUGGCAAAAGAAAAUUCAAAACUUCCUCCAUCUCCUCAGUCUCAGAAAGUAGAAUAUUCAGAACUACAAAAACGGGAGAGUGACAUCUAA
Coccinella septempunctata (seven-spotted ladybird) is the source of this 386-nucleotide messenger RNA. RefSeq lists its product as uncharacterized. Bases 21 to 386 code for a protein of 121 amino acids. The record is from RefSeq and is a predicted model, not a curated record. Lineage: Eukaryota; Metazoa; Arthropoda; Insecta; Coleoptera; Coccinellidae. The transcript has 2 exons.